AUGCCACUCGAGCAUGCCAACGAGUCUGGCGGAGAUUCAUUCCGAAAAACCUGCCUCGUACCCUAUGUGGACAUUGACUCGGCUCCUCCUGUCAUUAAAGAGAAACUGCAGGUCCUCCCAUUUCGACGAAACAUUCUCCUGACGCUGGCUCAUUCUCACGGCUUGUUUCCACAUUUUAGCGGCCUUCUUGGUGCUUGCUUCGAUGGGAAACAGCGUAAACUUCCGAUUUUCGAUUGGCAGCUGAUCGUGCUACGCAUUGCUACGAUCCUCAAUGCCAAGUAUGAGUUUGAUGUCAAUCAACCUGUGGCUGAGGUAUAUGGGUUUUCGAAAGAAAAGAUGGAUGCUAUCGGCUGCUCUAUUGGAGAGGUAUCGGAUGGUGGAGGUCCGUGGACUGAUCGGGAUCGGGUGAUUCUUCGCCUUAUCGAUGAACAACUGGCGACUUACGACAAUGAGCCUGAGACAGUUAAGGAUGCUCUAAAAUUGCUGUCUGUGGAGGAAAUAGUUGAGGUUUUAAUGAUGAUUGGGAUCUAUGCUUUAUUGGCUCGCGUGAUUAAGGGCUUGAGGGUGGACGAUGACCAGCCGAUUCCUGAUUUGAAGGAUAAAAUCAGGACUGCAAUUACUAGUUGA
This is a messenger RNA of Aspergillus terreus NIH2624, 627 nucleotides long. Its product is annotated as carboxymuconolactone decarboxylase family protein. Lineage: Eukaryota; Fungi; Ascomycota; Eurotiomycetes; Eurotiales; Aspergillaceae. The record is from RefSeq and is a predicted model, not a curated record. The transcript has a single exon. The coding region runs from base 1 to 627 and encodes 208 amino acids.